GCGGCUCAGGCGCUCAAUCAGAAUCUGGGCCAGGCGCUCACUCAGGCGCUCACGCAGAACAUGCAACAGAACCUCGGACAGACUCUGCAACACAAUCUCGCGCAAAGUCUGACGCCGAAUCUGUCGCCGCAGCAGCAGCAACAACUGUUGAAUCAACCGCAGAAUCUGAGCCAGGCCAGUCAGAGCCUGCAGCAGAACAUCCAAAGCCAGGCGCAGAAUCUGUCUCAAACGCUGCAGCAGCAGGCACAGAAUCUUACGCAAAACCUCGGCCAGGCGCUUAACCAACAGGCGCUGCAACAACAAGCGCAGAAUCUCACGCAGAAUCUGCAGCAGCAGGCGCAAAAUCUCACGCAGAACCUUCAACAGCAAGCACUCAAUAUGGCUGGGACCAUCGCGCAGAACGGCGGUCUCGCCGGUAUGAACAUGUCGGGCAAUCAGCAGCAGAACUCGCAGAAUUCGAUGCUGAGCCCGGGCGCGACCAGUCAGGACUCCCACGACGCCACGCUCACGGAGAAGCUCGUCAACGAGCUGCAGUCUCGUGCUUCUGCAGCGGGGCUUGGAGGUGCAGUAGGUGCCGGCGGUGGUGGAGGAAUGGGCAACAUCAGCGAACGCACCCUCGAGGAAUGCUGGUCCACCCUGCAGCGAAUCUUCAUGCACAAGAGCGCGAUGCAGAUGCACGCGAGGGAGCUGGGCGCGGGUGCACUGGCGGGAAGGCCCGGCGGCGGCGUCGCCGGCGGCUUGGCCGGUCUGGGCGUCGGUGUCGGCGUCGGCGUCGGACCGGGUGGCAUGAUCGCCGGGAACGAGGUUAAACCGCACCAGUGCCAGCAGUGCCUCAAGUCGUUCUCCAGCAAUCACCAGCUAGUGCAGCACAUCAGGGUCCACACCGGCGAGAAGCCGUACAAGUGCAGCUACUGUGACCGCAGGUUCAAGCAGCUUAGCCACGUGCAGCAACACACACGACUGCAUACGGGUGAACGACCGUACAAGUGCCAUUUACCGGACUGCGGGCGGGCCUUCAUCCAACUGUCGAAUUUGCAGCAACACCUGAGGAAUCACGACGCUCAGGUGGAGCGGGCGAAGAACCGGCCGUUCCAUUGCAACAUCUGCGGCAAGGGCUUUGCCACGGAGUCCAGUCUCCGUACCCACACGUCGAAGGAGUUGCAACAGCGUGUUGUGUUCCAGCAACACGCCGCCCUGAUCGGCGGCCCGAACGCAACCAGCUGUCCAGUUUGCCACAAGCUCUUCCUCGGCGGCGAGGCGUUGAUGGAGCACAUGAAGCACACCCACAAGGAUCCGAAUGCCUCCGGAGUAGCCAUUCCCUCCGCUGACUGCACAACCUCCGUUGCCGGGGUUUACCUAGCGAAGCGAAGGACCGCCAACCACCCGUGCCCAGUGUGCGGGAAGCACUACGUCAACGAGGGUAGCCUUAGGAAGCAUCUGGCCUGCCAUCCUGAGACCAGUCAGCUUAGCACGAGCCUCAGGAUGUGGCCGUGUUCGGUGUGCCAAGCCGUCUUCACUCACGAGAGCGGUCUCCUGAGCCACAUGGAGCACAUGAGGAUGGAUCCGAAACAUCAGUUCGCGGCGCAGUAUGUGCUGAGUCGCGCGGCCGCCGAAAGGCGGGAAAGGGAGAUUCUCGCGAGUUCGAGUUUAGGUGCGGGUUUGGGUGUUUUGGGAGGAAGUCAAUCUGGAGGCCCGCAAAAUUUACAACAACCACCAAUGUGCCCGUCACCGUCGGCCCAUUCGGACAGCAGUAGCGGCAACGGAAGACUAUCGUCGGCCGGUAGUGAACCUGAUUUUUGCGCAGGCACCGGUCUACUGAACAAUAACAACAAUAACAACAACAACAACAUGGCGUCACCGGGACCGAGCGGCAACAAGCUCAGCGAGAUGCUGCGAGCGGGCAGUCAACCGGGCUCGGCGCAGCAAUACCACGACGAGAUGCAAUCGCAACAACAACGCAUGGCUGUCAUGGCAGCAGCCGUGUCGGCGGGAUUGCAAAACUCCGUGUCGCCCAAUCUUUCGCCGGUUGACAUGGCGUCGUUAGCGGCAGCCAUGAGAAUGGGCAACAACGGUGACAUGAGUGGUAGCACUCAAGGAUCGACGGGACCUCAACAGCAGGGAGUGCAAGCUAGCGGACCGGAGCAGGCUCUGAGAAUGCAUCAGGCGGAAGCUCUGCUUCGUUCCCAAGCCGAAGCUGCUCUCAGACUCGCGGUAUCUCAAGCGGCAGCAGCCGCGGCGAGUUCCGCGGUGGGCGGCGAUGUUAGGCAUCAUUUAGGUCAGCACAACGGAGGCAGCACUUCCGGCAUGCCGGGACACCAUACAAACCAACAAAUGUCCCAACAGGACACCCUGACGCCAGAUCUCGGAGAAGCGCUACGAUUACAGGAGCAGCGACUAGAACAGGCUCUCAGGCUACACGGUGAUCCACGCGCUCUGAGCUUUACUCUGGCCCAGCACGUCGUCAACCAGCAGAGCAAUCAGCAACCAUGAAAAUUCAGUUACUACUGAGACGAGUGGACCCCUUGGGCGUCGGAUCAGACGACUCUGCAAAACGAGCGCAUGAACCAGCAGUCGCAGUCGUCAACGGAGCGUACUACGCCGUUGCACGAGCAGCAGCAGCAACAACAACAUCAUCAUCAGCAGCAGCAGCAACAGCAGGGUCCGUCUACCAUCGGUCAUCAUCAUCAUCAGCAGCAGCAGCAGCAGCAGCCGCAACAACAACAGCAGCUGCAGCUGCAGCAGCAGUCUGAAGACCGUGGCGUCAAGAGGAAAGCCGACGAAAUGAUCGGUAACUCUGAGAACGCGUAAGAGAGAUCGCGUCGAUUUAGCGAGUGACGAUGUCGAGAUGCCGUCAUCGUCGUCGCCGGCGUGAACUCGUUCGUGCGUCCAAGUGCGGUCACCUAGAAAUACACUCACUGUCUCAGCAGUAAGAAAACGAUGACAAAACAAAAAACGAACUUCAAACGAAGAAGAAUGUAUCUUCGGUGUCUUCCCGCUUCGGAUAGAACCGAUACGAUCGGACCAACCGGAAGCGAGCCGAGAGACGUGCCCCUCGGUCGACGCGCUUUCCGAUUGGGACGAAGGAAGAGUGAGAAAUACGUAUGUGUAUCCGUUGCACGGUGCGAGGCGGGGGGGGAUCGGCUGUGGCGACGCGCGUCUCUCGCGCGACUUCCAAAGCGAUGCGAUUCCCGCGUCGUUGUUCCUACACCGGUCCUAGAUAAUGGAUUUGCCGAACGGAGAAAUGUCCGUAAAAAUUCUCAGGACACGUCGCCACUGCCAUGCCGCCGCCUCGGCUCCCGAAACGUGCCAUAAUAACGAGAAGCUGCUAAGGAAACAUUAAGUCAUUCCGAGCGUCCCGUCACGCGGGAUCGCGCUCGGGGUGCGCACUCCAAGGUACUAUGAUCUUUUAGUACAAGAGCCGAUUAAGCGGUAGGCGACGAUGCCGAGGGUCCAACGGGCGAUCCUCGAACAUCCCGCGCGACCGGGCUCAACAAACCUAAACUAUAUAUAAAUAUUAUACAUAGAUACGUCUAUCUCCAUUGAACCGCGCUUAAAGGUUCCACUCCUCAUCCCCUAAUCUUAAAGAAAAAGCUCGUAAUGCUUAAGGCGGAUCGCACACCAUUAAACACCCACGUACGCAGGCUCAUUGACGAUGUGUGCGUCGCGCAAUUGCGGCGAACGGGCUACCGGACUGCGGUCGGUCCCGUGUCGUCGCGUUGUACGGUUGUUAAUUAAUAUACGUACAAGAAAAAAAACUCCCCUUCCCCGUGUGUGUGACAAGACGGACGCGACCGAAUCCGGACGUUCUCUCGGCCCCAAUGCGAUAUCGGACAUUGACAAUUUCGCGCGACUCGAGAAACGAAUGUCGGACGCGUCGUAGACAGAUACGUACGGGCACACACAUGUGACACACACGUGAAUGUAUACACACACAUUACACAUGUACACAUGUACAAUACAAUUCACACAUUAUUAUACAUAAAACGCAUCAUGCAAACACACUUUUAAGGUGAAGAUAUAAAAACGCGCGUAAAAAUCUGUGCUCGUUGAUAGCACGAAAACUAUUAGCUCGUAAGCGAACAAACAAAAUAUAGUUAUUACAAACAGUUAUAUUAUAUAUAUUAUAUAUACAUACAGAGUGUAUAUGAAGAGUAUGACAGAGACAAAAAAAACAAGGCGAAAAAACCGGACCCAUUUCACACUUACGCGUCUAGUUGAAAGGAAGAGAAAAAUACGGUAAGCGUGAAAAAGCGAGCAUUUUUUUCGUGAGUAAAGCACAUGACGAAGCAGAAGAGAGAAAUAAAAAAAACUCUAAAUGCUAAAUAUUAUAUAUAUAUAUAUUAUAUAUAUAAAUAUUAUAAAUAAUGAAUAUAGGGUCUAUGAGACUAGGUUAGUUAGGCGAAAGGGAAAUAUGAGCGAAUGUGGAGCGCGCGCCCUUGUAGAUCGUACGCGAUCCCGAGCAUUGUCGACGAGAGAAUGUGACAGUGCACGGUGAGAACCGAGGAGAAUAACAAAAACAAACAAACAAACGUGCAAAAGAAAAACGAGAGUGAGUGAGGGAGAGAAAGAAAAGUGGAUGUUACAUGAGUGAAAACGACCUCGGGACCGUCGUAGACGCGCGGGCGCGACAUCGAGCGAAUGGGAAAAAGAUCGAGUGAAUGUGAAUGCUUCGUGAGCAUCAAGGAAGAGCGAAUGCGAAGACGAGAGUGAGAUUUUAGAAUGGCGUGCUUCAGGUAAUCUGAGGUCCUGUGAUCGUUAUAAGCAAAAUAUUUUUUUAUUUCCGGGUAAUAUAAUCUGAAACGCGUAAAACUCUUGCGUCGUUUUGAACUUUUACUUGCAAUAUACCGUUACGUUCUCGCAAUACUUAGGAUGAAGAAGAUUAAGAAGAAGACGAAUAGGAAUAAAGAAGGUGGAUGAAUAAAAAGAACAAAAAAUAAAAACACAGAUACGAAGAUGAGGAUGACGAGGGAGAGGAUGAAUCAAGAAAAGUCCGUAGGUUUGAUCGUGGAGCGAACUUUUAGAGACUCGAGCCAGCCCCUUGCUCUCCUGAAACACAAAGAAAAAAAAACAAAACAAAUCGUUUUCCUUUCCGCGACGGCCCGUCAAAAACCUCACCAUCCCACCAGACGAAAUUUACCCCAUUGCCUUCUCCCAUCUCUCUCCGUAACUUUUAGCAAAACUUGUGGUUUGUCUGCACUUUCGACGGGGUUAUCUUUUCAAUGAGACCAAAUGCGAUAAAACGAGACGCGACUGCUGACGCAAACUGGAGAGAAAAACACGUUUGACAUUCGAUUGGAAAUUAUUUCUCGAGUUUCAUUCUUCAGCAAAAAAUGAAAUUUCUAAAAGAAAUCGGCGGAGUCUGAGGCGGUUAAAAAAAAAAAAGUUAAAACAUUGGAAAGUCGAUUCGACGAGCAUUCACCUACGACACAAUUCGAUUUCUUCGUUUCUUCGUCACUCGCGGACUGAUAAGUGCGGAGAAUUGAAUGGUAGCGUGCCGAAUUUGUUCACACAUUCUUGGACCACCAAUAUUGACCGCGUUACUGUUGUUGUUGUUUCCUUUUGGAGAAGUCUCUCAAAGAGACUUUUUUGUUUUUGACCGGCUCGUUUUUGCAAAAAAAACUCCAACCUCUCCAAAACCUGCAAUCCCUUCGAUCUUUGCUUUCCAUCUCUCCAUCCUCCUCUUUUUUUUGUUUUCAAAAUCUUUCCCCUGACUUCGGUCAUAUAAAAUUUCGCCUACGAAAAUAAUUGGCAAAAAUCUUUUCACUUGCUAAUGUUUCGAAAGCAUAUUGUGUAAGAAAUGUAAUGAAAUUUCUUGAAAAAUAUUCUAAACAAUAUUCCUUUUCGAGAUAUGCCCCCUCCCCCUCUUUCAUGUCCCUUUGUUCGCCAAUUACGAAAGUAGCCUAACGUCGUCAUCUUCGUUGAACGUAAAAGACACGCGCCGAGAAGCCGCCGGGUAGCUAGGCUUUUUGACCAUCUGGGACGAGAGAAGAAAAGAUCGCUAAAGGAUUCAUCGUCAAAGCUACAUUUAACAAUCGCAACCGUCUCGCGAUCGGAACUCGAUGGACUGGUCUGGAUUUAUAUAUUUGCUUUGACAAAAUUUUCCAAAAUUCACAACUUCCACGAAAAUGUUCUCAUCGCCAUUGGGAAUCGAUAGAUAGAUGUCAAUUCGACAAAUUCGAAAAAAUUACGGAUCUUUAGGUUUGUCUUCGUUUUCGGGAAGAACAAAGAAAACGAUAACGGGCCGCCUCGAGUUCCUGUGAUCGCAAUCGCGGGUCGAUUCAUUGAUCGUUAUUAUUAAAGUUUUUGCGUUACAGGGCGUUUUUUCCUCGGAUUAAGUAGUAUGUAAAUACACCUUGAUAUCACAAGCAUAAACUGAGAAUUUACUGGUAACUUAAACGAACGUACAUAAUGCGAAAUAGGGUUAGUUUCUAUGUAAAUACCUAAAGCUGAGCGAGUGCAUACACCUCGUUCACGCAACCAAUGAUAAUCGUUUCUUAUCGAACCAGAGCUUCUGUUCGUCGUCGGUGCGUGUCCCCGACGAUCGGCGAUCGUUUCCGUUUUGCGCCUUCCUCUCUCACCUUUCUUCGUUUGAAACGAGUGGAUUUACAUCCCGGGAGAGGGGCCGCGCGCGGAAACGUUCACCAAUCUCUCGGACAUCAUCGAUCGGGAAAUUCUUUUUUUUUUCUCGACACUGAUACUCUGACACACUAUAAAACACUUACACACACACACUCACACACAUGGCAUUGCGAUGGAUUGUACAGCUAGGAAUUAUCUUAAAACGCAAUCUUCGCACACACUCCGGCGUCCGCGCAACAUCGUAGGGACCGAUUUUUCGGAGAGAGUUUUCAUAAGCGAAUAUCGCAUUUGUUUUUUUUUUUCGAAAAAAACGAAAGUCGCGAAAAAUAAAGUAUGGCGAUAAAUUUCGAGCGCUUCUGUGCGAAAGGUGCAAACGUGCUGGAAAAUUAUGAGUGAAAGAAUUGUGAGAAAAUCUGGGAAAGAAUGAGAAAUUGAUAGAUUUCGGCAUAUAAUAUCAAAUUAGAGUACCACAUCUGUGAGAGAGUUUCUAAGAAUAAAUAAAGAAAAUGGAGCGAAUGAGAAGAGUUUAGUUAGAUUGUUAGCACGUGUCGCGCACGUGAAGCGCGAAGUAAAUAAAAAACUUGUCGUUGGAAUUCGCGAGUCAUGAAAAAGAAAGUGAAUAAUGAUUUUUCGAAAGACGCAAUUUUUCAUUUCACGGUUCCUAAUAGUCGAGCGCCGAGAGGUAAUUUAAAAAGCGGUGCACGAAAAGGUAGUAAAGAGCGCGAAAGAAAAAAGAAACGGAAGGAUGGAAAGAGAUCAGCGUUGCUAUUUUACCACCGUCUCACUAUCACCAUCACAAAAAAUUUUAAUAAAACAACAACAACAACAAUACAAAACACUACCACCACUACCACGUCGGAAUCCUUCAUGAUGAUCGCGGUCAUGAAACGAUUGACAGACGACUAUUUUCGACCGGUGCAUCCUGCCGUGCGCCGAGGGUUGCUUUUUUAAUUAGCCAAACGACGUACUAUGGAUCGACGAGGGGAGAGUGAUGGGUCGUGUAAAACCUGUUCUCUCUGCCCUCUCGAUCGCAAUUAAAGACACAUCCCCGCGCGAGAAGAAAGAAUUCCCGAGGCGCCGGCCCGUGCCCCGCGAACGUGUACCAUAAUUUUAAAUUUAAACAAAUGGUAAUGCAAAAAUAAAAAACACACACAAGCGCGUUAAACAAUAGAUCUAGUAGUGUAUGUUCUGUAAUCAACUGAGAAGUAAGCGAGGAUAAAGAUAAAGAAAACAUAAUAAUAAAAAAAUACGCGGGUCGCACCCGCGAAAAAAAGCACAAAAAAAAUUUACAAAUAUAUUGAUUUACAUAUGCCCGUAACUCGUAAGAGGGCCGGUGGCGCAAACGCGUUAGCCAAGUGAGAUUUUCGGGUCUCAACGACGACAAAAUGAGGGACACGGCGGGAUAUUUGUACGGCAUUCUGCGAGCUGCGGCGCAUAAAGCGCGCGAAGAGCGUGCAAAAAACUGUGAAAGAGAUCAUGUAAGACCGUGGGUCGUUCGUAUUUGUCGCGAGAAAGGCAGUGAGCCGCGCAAAAGACGACGAGAGAAACAGAAGGAAGCGGCUAAAUAGCGACGAAAUAUACAAGGAGACAAGAAGGCUCACACGCGCCUGACGACGGGAGAGAAUCCGGAGAAGGAACAAUUCCCUAGGCGUCACGAACGACCUGAAGAUACAAGCGCCCGUACCGUAGUCCGCUCGUGGAAACGCGAUUGACGGUAGUCGAAGAAGAGGCCCACGCUAUGUUGAAUGAUAAUAAAUAUAUAUACGCACACACACAUGAAGGUAUAUAUAUGACAGGGAAAAUCCACAUAGCGCAACGUUGCCUGCAAAGUCGGCCCUAUCCAUAAUCUUAAUCUCUUUCAUGUAAAUUUGCUAAAUGUUUAAAUAAUCUAAAAAGUGCCAUAGCCCGGAUGCGCUGGUGCAUACUCCCAGCGCAUACACACUCACAAAUACGACUCGACCUUCACGAAUCAAACGCAAAAAUCCGCGGAUUCCGCGCGAUUCCGUGUGCGUUAUUACGCGCGCGAACGCGUUGGGCCGCGGUAGAAUUGGUAUUCUCGCCAAGGAACAAACACAAAAACAACAGUGACAGAAACCAACGCAAACAGAAAAUAAUCUCACAAAAUGGACGGCGCGUUGCCCCGCGUGAAUUUAAAACCGCAGGGAUGCGCGUUCCGUUCCAAUAUACGACACACAGAUUAAAGCAAAGAAGUUGCCCUGGUCACGAGCGUGCAACCCCGCGCGCUCAUUCACUUCUCAAUACACGAGCACGCGUGCGUGCGUGCGCGCGUGUUCAUACACACAAUACACAGGUACCCACGUACACAUCUUUACACUUGAAGCACACUUGAAGCACACUUAUCUACACUUAAUUACACACGCUACGGAUAUGUAAAGCCAAUUGUUUUUGUAAAUUGCGUAAAAAAAGAAUUUUUCAACACAAAAACUACGAUUCGGCCUAUUGAUAAUAUUUUCACACGCGUCGCGCAGAGAUAAACGCCGAUCCGUCUGGAAAAGCUCGUCGGAUCGUGAUCCCGCUUUUCAGACGGAGACGCGUCGUCUCGGGGACGCUAUGUGAAAAAAAAAAAAACAGUUUUCGAUCGAUUUGAAAAAAUAACGAUAAUUUUUUGAGGUUGAUAUAACAAAAAAAAAACUAGCACACGCGUUUGUGCUCGUAUAGUACGAUUGAUGUGUAAUCGCAGCAAAAUUUUCGCGGCCUUUGGCAUACGUUUGGAUGCAGUACCGAUGAUGAACGGUGCGUGCGUGCUUGCGCUGAGAAGCGCGAGUGCACACCUCCGAAACACGUCCCGGACUUGACCCUAAAGUACCCGGAUGUGACGUGUGGGCGGCCUCUUCGUCGGGCCGAGAGACCCGACGACGAAACGGGUGGCCGAGUGCCAGAAAAUUUCGUCGCCGAAGAUUGACGAAAAAUGAAGAGAAAUCUCGAGCAAAGAGAGAGAGGAAGAGAGUGAAAAGGUACUUCGGAAGCCACCUAGAGGAAAAGAGAGACCCCCGUUCCACGAGAUGCAAUCACGAGUAAGGUGUAAUGAAUAACCACAUGAGGAACACACAACCAAGAGGAAUGUGGCAGCGGCAAUUGCAUAAGGGCCGUUGUUCGAGUGCGGCUUUACAAGCAAAAACCGUUGGUUUGUUUUUGAUCGGGUUUUAAUUUUUUAAUGAAAUAAUCUCACGACGAAUAUAUGUACUGCGUACGAUCGCGCUUUUGCGUGCGCGUUCCCCGUAUAUAUCCGCGUCCCGUGGCGGACGUAAUGGGAGAGGAAUAUUGCGGCGCAGCCAAGAGAUUGUGCGGCAACGUUUUUUUUAAAAAAACGGUGGCAACGCGACGCAGGGCAUACGACGACGUAUGUGCAUAUCAUUCGUGGCAGUGUGUAUCGUAAGUGCGCAGCAUAUGAUAAAACCGACAGUCUAGCAGUGCGAGCGCCUCGGCGGCAUUCGCGUCUUCACGCGGUGCCUCUAACCGAGCCUCCGUGAUUAAAAACCGGAAUAAGUUGUUUCAAUGUCCACUAUAUAAAUGAAAGAGCCAUAGUUGUUAAGGCGAUGGGUUUCGGCGUUCGGCGGGUCGAUAUCCGCGACCUCCAUCACGCGCAUAUACGCACACACACACACACACGCAAUACAUGUUCGUUCUGGCCCCCAGAGAAAGAACUUCGAGAGAGAUGACGGCGGCGAGUCAACGGGGAAAACGGCGCGAGAGACGGAGACUUCAACGACCGCGAACGUUUGGCAGACCGACAAAAUUACGAGGUUCCUGGCAGAUCGAAACAAUCGAGAUAGCCGAGACAAUCUGUAAUCCGGAAUUUUGGCGUCUAAAUGCGACGUUCGGAAAAUUCAAAAUCUGACCCUAUUGGUCCAGAUUUUCGCUGCAUUUUUAACACUUAUCAAACGCGACAUUUCGAUUUCCGUCCUUAUCUCUUAAUCACGAGAGAGGUAUUUGAUAAGAGGGAUGAGAAAUCGAAUGUCACGUUCGACGUUAACCGUGCAGCGAAAAUGUGGACCUUCGUCUCGGCUACGAAAGCGGAUGAAACGAGGAAGAACAAUACAGCGAGGAAACACCUGGAAACGGAGAGUAUCCAGAGACUCUAAACCUUAUGAUCGAUCGAAGUCGUGAAGAAGUAGCGACUGCCAUGAUCUCAAAUGAUCCACACCAACAAUCAACAAACGGUCGACGACGACGAACGUGCGGACCCAUCGCGCUGUCUCGUCACGGCAGAUCACGUUGACCCGAUCCGUAGCUCUCGAUCGGCUCGAUCGAGUCGCGUGGUCUCCGCGGGCGAGACGAUACUCUUUUCAAAAUAUUCUUCAUACUUCCGUUCAGGAAAAUGUGUUUCUUUCAACCUGAACCCGAACCCCCCGCAUGCGUGUCCGAGGUGACAGGCCGAGUCCGUUUGUUUGGCAAAAUGAUACUCCAUGACUAAUCGUAGAAAAAAAUUAAUUUAUAACAAAUAAAUUUAUAACACUGCGAAUUAGCCACAAAAGCUUUUAAUUGCAAAUCGGGAUAAAUGGAGCACGAAAAACAAGAGAUAAAUCACAUUGAUAAAACACAUUGUCCGCUGAGUGAGUGCCUUCGUCAGGGUUUUCCGUUACAGUGAACAGACAAUUUUCAAGUAUAACUCACAAUUAGUAGUGCUAUGGUAGAACAGUAAUCACAGUGUAUUGCAGUUAAACAAGUUAAAUAAGUAAGUGUACGGGAAGCACGUGGUCUUUUCAGUGUCUGCAGAAUCUCGUCGUACACCACUAAUACCGCUAAUCGGAUAGUGGCACGACCGGAAGUCGUAUACCGGAUUCAUUUCGUGCUCAACACACCUUCCUGUUCCCUUUCGCCCCGAUCCACCGUUUGGAAUAAAAGAAAAAUUGCUCCCACUUCCGGACGUCCUUCACCUCAAAAGUUUCGGAUUUUCGACGACCGGUGGCAAAAAAAUUCGAUCGAUUUGUGUCGAGAGAAAAAUAUAUCCUUUGAUCAAAAUUCAAAAAAUUCCCCGAUCUUAUCAAACAACCGGUCGCUUUUCCUUCUCCCACGUUCAAUCAGUCAAUCAACAUUUAACAGAUAAAUAUGAUAAUAAGUGUACUAAGUGUCUGUAGUUUAGCCAACGUGUACGUUGUAUACUCUGAGAUAUGCGCGAGAGAGUUUGAGCCGAGAAAGAGUAACGAGAAGCGGGAGAGAAAGAGAGAUAGACGAUUGCAUGGUGGAGCCAUAUUUAACUAACUGAUAAACAAUAUUAAUUAAUUACAGUAAUCAUUCAAGAUGACUUAAUUAACAGUUAACCGUACCGCAUACACACAUGCAUAAUUAUUAAUUACACGUACUCCAGUAUAUAAGUAAUAAGGACCGAGCGAGUAGCGCCGCGCGUACCGCGCGCACCGCCAUUUAUCCAAUAAAUAAAAUCGCGGAGGCACUCACUACGGAAUUCAACGAGCAAGGACUUUGGAACUCGGACGCGGAUCGGAGGGUACCUGAACACGCGAGUCGAGAUUCCACUGAUCGAAAUUGUCCGUUUUCAAGCAGGAAGAAAAAAUCCCUGAGAACAUACCGAGUCCGGCGACUACUGGAAAGCUUUUUUGCCAGGCUCUCCUAAUACACCUACGGAAUAUCGGUUAUUCGGCUUAAGGAUCGUUUCAAGCAGAUCGAGUCAGUUGCUCGAUCGAGAGAUCUCUAUUUCUUCGAGCAGCGCGUGUUCAGGUGUCCCGCACCCCGUUGCUUUAUUGGUCUUUCAAGUGCAACGUUGAGUUAUUUCACUUACGACGUUGUUUUUCUACACAAUACAAAAUACCCCACCACCCGUCCCCAUCGGCGAACCAGUCCACCUCAUCACGCUCCCGCAGGAAACAAAAAGCCAUCCCUCUUCACCCCACCGCCCCAAUCCCACUCAUCCCUCCAUAUACAAAGUUGUUUCAUGUUCGUUCGCGAUAAACUUGGUUGCGAGUCCAGCGGCAACCGCGUUCUCCGUUUCUCGUUAGACAAAAUUAAUAUCGAGAGCACAUUUUUUUUUUUUUUAUUUUUAGUAUAAAAAAAGAAAACAGAUACUUGAAAAACGUUUCAAUAAAUA
Pseudomyrmex gracilis is the source of this 12643-nucleotide messenger RNA. RefSeq names its product zinc finger protein squeeze-like. The transcript has 12 exons. NCBI's taxonomy places the organism in Eukaryota, Metazoa, Arthropoda, Insecta, Hymenoptera, Formicidae. Gene Ontology annotation, molecular function: RNA polymerase II transcription regulatory region sequence-specific DNA binding; DNA-binding transcription factor activity, RNA polymerase II-specific. Gene Ontology annotation, biological process: regulation of transcription by RNA polymerase II. Bases 61 to 2490 code for a protein of 809 amino acids. Gene Ontology annotation, cellular component: nucleus. The record is from RefSeq and is a predicted model, not a curated record.